Staurois parvus is the source of this 2034-nucleotide messenger RNA. NCBI's taxonomy places the organism in Eukaryota, Metazoa, Chordata, Amphibia, Anura, Ranidae. The record is from the annotation of a GenBank genome assembly.
AUGGUUAAGUUAGCGAAGGGAGCAAAAGCACAAGGUAAGCCUAAGAAGGCACCUCCUCCAAAAGAAGUAGAAGACAGUGAGGAAGAUGAAGAAAUGGAAGAGGAAAGCAGUGAAGAAGAGGUGCCAGUGAAAAAUACACCAGCCAAAAAAGCAGCCACUCCAGCUAAGGCAACUCCAGGGAAGAAAGCCGCUACUCCAGCUAAGCCUGUAGCCACACCAGGAAAGAAAUCUGCUCCAGCAGUGGCAAAGAAUGGAAAACGUGCUAAGCAGCAAGAGAGUGAAGAUGAGGAAGACAGUGAUGAAGAGGAGUCUGAAGAGGAAAUGGCGCAAAUUGCCAAUAAACCUGCCAAAAAACCUGUAGCUAAGAAGGAAGAAUCGGAGGAGGAAGAGGAGGAGGAAGAUGAUGAGGAGGAUGAUGAUGGUGUUGAAGAAGAGAAAAAACCUGUUGCCAAGAAAGCUCCUGCCAAAAUGCCUCAAGGGAAGAAAGCUGGAAAGGAGGAGUCUGAAGAGGAGGACUCUGAUGAAGAAGCAAUGGAAGUGACACCAACUGUUACUAAAGGAAAAAAAAGCUGGUCCUGCCAAAAAAGAGGAAUCUGAAGAGGAAGAGGAUGACGAGGAGGAGGAGGAUGAUGAUGAAGAUGACGAUGAAGAGGAAGAUGAUGAUGAUGAGGGCCCAAAAGACUCUGCAAAACGCAAAAAAAGAGAUGCCUGAGAGUAAAGGUGCUCCUGAAGCAAAGAAGCAGAAAACAGAAGGUGGAAAUGAAGGUUUGUCAGUAUUUGUUGCAAAUCUGAAUUCUGCAAAAGAUUUUGAUGAAAUUAAAAAUGCUCUGAGGGAGUUUUUUUCUAAGAAGAACUUGCCAGUGCAGCGAUGUUCGGAUUGGAGCCUCCAAGAGGUUUGGCUAUGUGGAGUUUGCUACUGCGGAGGAAGUGGAAAAAGCCCUGAAAUUAAAUGGAAAGAAGGUUCUCGGUUUUGAGAUGAAAAUAGAGAAGGCCAACACUCCUGCAGAGAAAACAAAAAAUGCAGAGAACAAAAAAGAGAGAGAUGCACGAACUCUGUUUGUUAAGAACAUCCCCUAUAGCACAACUUCAGAGGAUUUGCAAGAGAUUUUUGAAAAUGCCAAAGAGAUCCGUCUUCCAACUUCAAAAGAUGGUGCUAGUAAAGGGAUUGCCUAUGUGGAAUUCAACACUGAAGCUGAGGCAGAUAAAGCUAUUGAAGAAAAACAAGGUACAGAAGUUGAAGGCCGUUCUAUCUUCAUAGAUUACACCGGAGAAAAGAGUCAAAAUUCUGGAGGCAAAAGAGGACCACCAGGUGAGUCGAAGAUAAUUGUUGUGAAUAACCUGUCAUAUAAUGCAAAUGAAGACAGUUUGCAAGAAGUUUUUGAAAAGGCAACUUCUAUUAGGAUACCACAGAAUAAUCAAGGCCGGCCAAAAGGGUUUGCCUUUGUUGAAUUCCCUUCUGUAGAUGAUGCAAAGGAUGCAAUGGAGUCCUGUAAUAAUACAGAGAUUGAAGGAAGAACGAUAAGACUGGAGUACUGCCAGUCAGGAGGAUCACAAGGUGGGAAUGGUGUUGCUUUCUUAGGAUCUAAUCAGUCAAAGACACUUUUUGUCAAAGGACUUUCUGAAGACACAACUGAAGAAACCUUAAAAGAGGCUUUUGACGGCUCUAUAAAUGCAAGGAUAGUAACAGAUCGAGACACUGGAGCUUCAAAGGGAUUUGGCUUUGUAGAUUUCUCCACUGCUGAAGAUGCUAAAGCUGCGAAGGAGGCAAUGGAGGAUGGGGAGAUAGAUGGAAGUAAAGUUACUCUAGAUUUUGCAAAGCCUAAAGGUGAAGGUCAGCGUGGUGGCCGUGGAGGUUUUGGUGGCAGAGGAGGUGGACGUGGAGGUUUUGGCGGCAGAGGAGGUGGCCGUGGAGGUUUUGGCGGCAGAGGAGGUGGCCGUGGAGGUUUUGGCGGCAGGGGCGGAGGACGUAGAGGAGGUGGAGGAUUCAGAGGUGGAAACCAAGGCCAAGGAAAGAAAAUCAAAUUUGAUGACUGA